Molecule: messenger RNA, 1476 nt
Organism: Achroia grisella
Lineage: Eukaryota; Metazoa; Arthropoda; Insecta; Lepidoptera; Pyralidae
Product: kelch domain-containing protein 3
Exons: 5
Coding region: 126-1274 (382 amino acids)
Cellular component (GO): cytoplasm
Molecular function (GO): protein binding; chromatin binding
Source: RefSeq, a predicted model, not a curated record
UAUAAUCUGUGCUUUUUAGUUUUAAAACUGAAGGGAUUCUAUUUCUUUGUAGAUUGGAAAAAUUAUAGACCACUUUGAUAAAAUAAGUACUCUGAAUACAUUUUAUUACAAAACUCAAAUCUAAAAUGCGAUGGACGGUGCAUAUCGAAGGCGGUCCAAUGCGGGUAAAUCAUGCUGCAGUUUGUAUUGAAGACAAAAUUUAUUCUUUUGGUGGAUAUUGCUCGUCUGAAGAAUAUAAAGAUUGGGAACCAAUUCCAGUUCAUGUCUUGAACACUACAACUCUUAGAUGGGCUCCUAUUAAUUAUAAAAAGACCAACCUAGUACCUUUUCAAAGAUAUGGACAUACAACAGUAGCUUAUGGCCACAGAGUUUUUAUGUGGGGAGGCAGAAAUAAUUCUGUGGCCAGUGAAAUACUAUCAUGUUUUGAUACAAAAAAAUUAGAAUGGAGUACACCUCCUGUAUCAGGCAUAGUGCCAUAUGCUAAAGAUGGGCAUUCAGCAUGUGUUAUAAAAAAUAAAAUGUACAUUUUUGGAGGGUUUGAAUACUCCAGUGACAGAUAUUCACAGGAUGUACACUGUUUAGAUCUGGAUAAUUUAAAAUGGACUUUCAUUGAUACCCGAGGUUCUCCUCCAUCAUAUCGUGAUUUCCACACUGCUGUUGCUUAUGAUGAUAGAAUGUAUGUGUUUGGAGGCAGAGGAGGUGGUGACUUCAGCCCAUACAGUAACUUAGAUGAGGAAUACUGUCCCAAAGUAUACUAUUUAGAUACUAUAGAACAUAAAUGGGUAGUUGCUGAACCAGCUGGACCAUGGCCUGAAGGCAGACGCAGCCAUUCAGCUUGGCUUUACAAAGACUUCAUGUAUAUCUUUGGAGGUUUCAAUGGAGAUACUAAAACUCAUUUCAAUGAUCUUAAUAGAUAUUCAAUAAAGGAGAACCGUUGGGAAAACAUUAAUGUGGGUGGUUCUGUUCCAUGCAAGAGGAGACGUCAGGCAAGUUUAAUCUACAGGGAUAAAGUGUAUCUGUUUGGUGGAACAAGUCCUUGCCCUCACACAAGCAAUCGGCCUGAUGUAGAUGACACAGAUAAUAACCCAGAGAGGUUGAUUGACAAUAGUGAUCUCCACAUACUGGAUUACUCUCCAACACUCAAAACUCUUAGUAUACUCUCUGUGCUGGAACACCAGCUUGAUCAAACAGGUCUGCCUCGGGAUAUUAUAUUAGACAUUCAAAUGAUGACUCUUCCAAAUCGCAUCAGCAGACCUAAUAACCAAGCUGGUUGAGACUUGAGUCACUGAUAGAAAUGAAGAGGGGUUAAUAAUCUAGCUCUCUAUCUAUACAAGUUGAACAAAUAUUAAUAGCGCCUUUCAGAAAUUUCGUGAUUUCCUACAUUUUAUUAAUACUAACUUAAUACUAUAAAUUUGGGAAUCAUGUACACAGCUUAUACAUCAGAUUCUAUAGAACCUAUGUAUUAUCAGUAUAGGA